Messenger RNA from Nicrophorus vespilloides, 396 nucleotides. RefSeq lists its product as uncharacterized. The record is from RefSeq and is a predicted model, not a curated record. Gene Ontology annotation, biological process: sensory perception of smell. The transcript has 2 exons. Lineage: Eukaryota; Metazoa; Arthropoda; Insecta; Coleoptera; Silphidae. Bases 1 to 396 code for a protein of 131 amino acids. Gene Ontology annotation, molecular function: odorant binding.
AUGAAAACCAUUGUCGCAGUUCUUCUUUUCGUGGCUUUCACUUACGGCCAAAAGAUAGAAUUCUCUUCACCGGAAGUUGCUGAUAGAGUCAUCGCUGGAAGAGCCGAAUGUGCAAAGAUCGAGACAGUUGAUCCUAAGCAUUUGAUGCGUCUUGGUACUUACGAAGAUUUUCCAACCUUCGAAGACCUCAAAUGCUACACCAUGUGCAUACUAAACAAGUUCCAAGUAUUCGACGACGAUCAUACUAUUAAAACCGAUGUGCUUAAACCGAUAUUCAAAGCCGCUGUUCUGGAGAAGUUCAUUGCAAAUUUGGACAAGUGCCUUCCUGAGGACAAGAAGUUCGAAACCUGUGAGAAAGUCUACAAUCUUCAUCGCUGCAUUCUGAAACACCUUUAA